Molecule: messenger RNA, 2780 nt
Organism: Lacerta agilis (Sand lizard)
Lineage: Eukaryota; Metazoa; Chordata; Lepidosauria; Squamata; Lacertidae
Product: COPII coat assembly protein SEC16-like
Exons: 5
Coding region: 31-2292 (753 amino acids)
Biological process (GO): inflammatory response; regulation of apoptotic process; innate immune response
Source: RefSeq, a predicted model, not a curated record
UUCAUUUCUUGCUGGCACUGAAGGAGCGCCAUGGCGAGGAGCGCGCGGGACUGCCUGCUGGAGUGCCUGGAGAACUUGGACGAGGACGAGCUGAGGAGGUUCAAGAACAAGCUGAACGAGUUCCCCGUGCGCAAGGGCUACGAAAACAUCCCCCGAGUGAAGCUGCAGAAGGCGGAGGCGCUGGACCUGACGACCAUUCUGAUCAGCUACUACGCCGAGGAGUAUGCAGUGAAGCUGACCGCCAAGGUGCUGAAAGCCAUCAACUGCAAGGACCGCGCCAAGGAGCUCCAGGUCGCCACCCGGAACACGAUGCCGCGGGCGAAGCCAACAGGGAAAGGACGCGCAAGCGCAGCCCAGAGAGGACGCACAGCCCCCCGGGGAUCACUCGCAGCCCAGAGAAAACGUGCGGCCACCCGAGGAUCGCUCACAGCCCAGAGAGGACGCACAGCCCCUCGGGGAUCACUCGCAGCCCAGAGAAAACGUGCGGCCACCCGAGGAUCGCUCACAGCCCAGAGAGGACGCACAGCCCCUCGGGGAUCACUCGCAGCCCAGAGAAAACGUGCGGCCUCCCGAGGAUCGCUCACAGCCCAGAGAGGACGCGGGGGGCCCCGAGGAUCGCUCACAGCCCAGAGAGGAGGCACAGCCCCCCGGGGAUCGCUCGCAGCCCAGAGAAAACGUCCCAGAGAAAACGUGCGGCCACCCGAGGAUCGCUCGCAGCCCAGAGAGGACGCACAGCCCCCCGGGGAUCACUCGCAGCCCAGAGAAAACGUGCGGCUACCCGAGGAUUGUUCACAGCCCAGAGAGGACGCGGGGCCCCCCGAGGAUCGCUCACAGCCCAGAGAGGAGGCACAGCCCCCCGGGGAUCGCUCGCAGCCCAGAGAAAACGUGCGGCUACCCGAGGAUUGUUCACAGCCCAGAGAGGACGCGGGGCCCCCCGAGGAUCGCUCACAGCCCAGAGAGGAGGCACAGCCCCCCGGGGAUCGCUCGCAGCCCAGAGAAAACGUGUGGCCACCCGAGGAUUGUUCACAGCCCAGAGAGGACGCGGGGCCCACCGAGGAUCGAUCACAGCCCAGAGAGGACGCACAGCCCCCCGGGGAUCGCUCACAGCCCAGAGAAAACGUGGGGCCACCCGAGGAUUGUUCACAGCCCAGAGAGGACGCGGGGGCCCCCGAGGAUCGCUCACAGCCCAGAGAGGACGCACAGCCCCCCGGGGAUCGUUCACAGCCCAGAGAGGACGCACAGCCACCCGAGGAUCGUUCACAGCCCAGAGAGGACGUGGGGGCCCCCGAGGAUCGCUCGCAGCCCAGAGAGGACGCACAGCCACCCGAGGAUCGUUCACAGCCCAGAGAGGACGUGGGGGCCCCCGAGGAUCGCUCACAGCCCAGAGAGGACGCACAGCCUCCCGGGGAUCGCUCGCAGCCCAGAGAGAAGGCUUCCAGUUCCUGGGCGAUGUGGACGUGGUGCUGCUCCCCCGGGAGGCUUCCCUCGCCACCCUCAACCAGUGGCGUAUCUCAUCUCGCCCUGGCGGUGGCGGAUGUUAAGGAUCACGAAGAUGGGUCUGGAGGGCGCGGAGACCAGAGAGGACGUGCAGCCCCCCGCCCCCGAGGAUUGCUCGCAACCCAGAGAGGAUGCUGGGAGUUCCUGGGCGACGUGGCUGCGCGGGCACAGCGGAGGGACGAGGCGGCUGGGUCUCUGGGCAACGACAACCGGCAGCUACUGGCUCUGCAGCGCGCCAUGGCGAAGAGCGUCCGGGACUGCCUGCUGGAGUGCCUGGAGAACUUGGACGAGGGCGAGCUGAGGAGGUUCAAGAACAAGCUGAACGAAUACCCCGUGCGCGAGGGGUACAACAACAUCCCAAAAGGGCGGCUGCAGAAGGCGGAUGCGCUGGUCCUAAAAGACCUGCUGAUCAGCUUCUACACCGAGGAGUACGCCGUGCAGCUGACAGCCGAGGUGCUGGAAGCCAUCAACUGCAAGGACCGCGCCGAGGAUCUCCUGGCCGCCACCGGGAACAGGCCGCAGCCUCCAAACUCUUCUGACGUGCACUUCAUCGAGCGGCACAGGGAAGCGCUAAUCCAACGGACCACCCCAGUGGAACCGGUGCUGGAUAAAUUGUAUGGCUCCGUCCUCACUCACGAGCAAUACCAAAAAAUCACUGCCAAGGAAACUAACCCAGAGAAGAUGAGAGAGCUCUACAAGCUUAUGCCAAGCUGGGACCUCCGGUGCAAGAAUAUGCUGUAUGAGGCACUGAAGGCCAAAAACCCUCACCUAGUGAAAGACCUGGAAGGGCAAUGAAGCCCCAGAGGAAGGCAGAAGGCAAGACCCCUUUCAAGGCACCAGAAAUCCACCUCCUUAUUGCUAGGGGACUCCUGCAGACAAAGCCAUACCAUGUAUUUUCCCAAGCACUCACUAUGCUCCAACCAGGACACCGUGCAAAGGCAAGAAUAACCUGCAACCAUAGCAGGGCUCUCAUAGUCACCUGCUGUGCAACCUGGGAAGGCAAGGGGGGAACCUGGUUCUGUUGUUCAGGCCUUUGGAGGGACUGUUUUCAACAUCUAUCCUAACACAACCCAGUGGUUCUAACUAGGCAUGCCAGGCCUGCCCAUUUGGCUCGCCCUGCUCUUUUGGCCAAGCCACACCCACCUCCCAUGCACCUGCUGUCAGGCUUGGGGCAGGUAAAGAUGCAGCUGGGCCAUGCAGGGGCUGCCUGUCACUUGACUGGAGGCAGCACCUGUGCAUUGGUACCUUGGUUCUCAAACUUAAUCCGUUCUGGAAUUCCGUUC